This is a messenger RNA of Closterium sp. Naga37s-1, 1107 nucleotides long. The record is from the annotation of a GenBank genome assembly. Lineage: Eukaryota; Viridiplantae; Streptophyta; Zygnematophyceae; Desmidiales; Closteriaceae.
AUGCCGGGUCAUGCGGAUAAUGGGCACAUCGCAAGUGGAAUGGCGGAUUCCUCCGAUUUUGUUGCGGAUCGAGGCGCCGUGGAAACUGCGCCGUGCCCGUUUCCCCCCAUGCGCGCCCUCCCCCUCCCCCUCGCGAGCGCUCCCCUUCCCCAUCGCCCGCGGUCCCCUACCCCUCUCCCUUUCCCCCUCGCUUGCGUGCACGUUCCCCCCCCAUGCGCGCCGUCCCCUUCCCCCGUCACUAUCACUCCCCUUCCUCAUCACUUUCUCUCCCCUUCCCCCUCGCUAGCGUGCCCGUCCACCCCCACGCACGCCCUCCCCUUCCCCUUCGCAAGCACUCCCCUUCCCCGUCGCUAUUUCUCCCUUUCCCCCUCGAUAGCUCUCCCUUUCCCCACCGCUAGCACUCCCCGGGCCCGUCGCCAUCACUCCCUUCCCGUCACUAUCACUCCCCUUCCCCCUAACGACCACUCCCCUUCCCCGUCACUGUCACUCCCCUUCGCUGCCGCGUUCUCUCCCCUUCCCCCUCACUGGCGUGCACGUCCCCCCCCCCAUGCGCACCCUCCCCUUCCCCCGUCACUAUCACUCCCCUUCCUCGUCGCGUUCUCUCCCCUUCCCCCUCGCUCGCGUGCACAUUCCCCCCCCCACGCACGCCCUCCCCUUCCCCUUCGCAAGCACUCCCCUUCCCCGUCGCUAUCUCUCCCUUCCCCCUCGAUAGCUCUCAUUUUCCGCAAUUCUAGCACUCCCCUCCUCCGUCGCUAUCACUCCCUCCCCGUCACUAUCACUCCCCUUCCCCGAUGCUAUCUCCCCCUUUCCCUCGUCACUAUCACUCCCCUUCCUCGUCGCUUUCUCUCCCCUUCCCCCUUUCUAGCGUGCACGUCCAUCCUCACGCACGCCCUCCCCUUCCCCUUCGCAAGCACUCCCCUUCCUCGUUGCUAUCUCUCCCUUUCCCCCUCGAUAGCUCUCCCUUUCCCCACCGCUAGCACUCCCCUCCCCCGUCGCUAUCACUCCCUCCCCGUCACUAUCACUCCCCUCCCCCCUCGCGACCACUCCCCUUCCCCGUCACUAUCACUCCCCUUCCUCGUCGCGUUCUCUCCCCAGCCCACUCGCUAG